This is a messenger RNA of Cucurbita pepo subsp. pepo (vegetable marrow), 2156 nucleotides long. The record is from RefSeq and is a predicted model, not a curated record. Lineage: Eukaryota; Viridiplantae; Streptophyta; Magnoliopsida; Cucurbitales; Cucurbitaceae.
GUAGAGAUUUUGGGGGAGCGACUUUUUAACUCCCGUUGUUGGCGACUUGGCGUCAUCUUCCACAGAGACAACCCAAUUUCCUGAACGCCCAGAAACUUCUGCAGACGAUCGGUGCAGCAUCGGAAGAUCCAUGGGCAUGGAGGAAGAAGCACAAAUUAUGCUCAUCUCUCCGGCGGAGCCCAAAGGUAGUCCAGUCAAGGACCAGCAAGCCGCCGGAGUUGGAAUCCUCCUUCAGAUCAUGAUGCUUGUUCUCUCUUUCGUUCUCGGUCAUGUUCUUCGCCGGCAUAGAGUCUAUUUUCUUCCCGAAGCCAGUGCUUCUCUUCUCAUCGUGGCGAGGUCUCGUGUGGCCGUUUUGCGAAACGGAAUGAGUUAGCCAAGUUUCCUCAUGUUCUACUUCUGCAGGGCGUGGUUCAACUUUCACGAGGAAUUUUUCUUCCUUUUCCUUUUGCCUCCGAUCAUCUUUCAGUCAGGAUUUAGUCUCUCACCUAAGCCUUUCUUCUCAAACUUUGGGGCAAUUGUGACGUUUGCUAUCCUGGGAACCUUUAUAGCCUCGGUUGUUACCGGUGGUCUUGUUUACCUCGGUGGAUUAAUGUUUCUCAUGUACCGGCUUCCUUUUGUUGAAUGUCUUAUGUUUGGUGCUCUUAUUUCGGCAACAGAUCCUGUCACUGUCCUGUCCAUUUUUCAGGAACUUGGCACAGACGUGAACCUUUAUGCUUUGGUGUUUGGAGAAUCUGUACUGAAUGAUGCCAUGGCAAUUUCCUUGUACAGAACAAUGUCCUUGGUUAGAAGUCAUGCUUAUUCUGGAAAGAACUUUUUCUUUGUGAUUGUUAGAUUUCUUGAGACUUUUGUUGGCUCACUGUCAGCAGGUCUUGGAGUUGGAUUUACGUCUGCAUUGCUUUUUAAGUAUGCUGGAUUGGACAUUGACAAUCUUCAAAAUUUGGAGUGCUGUCUUUUUGUUCUUUUCCCGUAUUUCUCGUACAUGCUUGCAGAAGGUUUUGGUUUGUCUGGUAUUGUAUCAAUAUUGUUCACAGGAAUGGUGAUGAAGCAUUAUACAUAUUCAAACUUAUCAGAGUCUUCACAACAAUUUGUUGCGGAAUUCUUUCACUUAAUAUCAUCUCUGGCGGAGACAUUUAUAUUUAUAUAUAUGGGCUUAGAUAUUGCAAUGGAGCAACAUAGCUGGUCACAUGUUGGAUUCAUUUUUUUCUCAAUUCUAUUUAUUGGUGUCGCAAGGGCUGCAAAUGUCUUUUCUUGUGCAUAUUUAGUCAACUUAGUUCGGCCUGCACAUCGAAAAAUACCUUCAAAUCAUCAGAAGGCACUUUGGUAUAGUGGACUUCGUGGGGCUAUGGCGUUUGCUCUUGCUCUUCAAUCAAUCCAUGAUCUUCCAGAUGGACACGGGCAGACAAUUUUCACUGCAACUACUGCAAUAGUUGUAUUGACGGUGUUACUUAUUGGAGGUUCAACUGGUACGAUGCUAGAAGCUUUACAAGUUGUAGGUGACAGUGAUGACCAUGAAUACUCUUUGACUGAAAACUCUGAUGUGAGCAAUGGCUACAUUGCUCCUGAUAGUGAUGAAGGAUCAUCAAGGAGUAGAAUCAAAAUGAAACUUAGAGAGUUCCAUGAGAGCACUGCAUCAUUUACAGCUUUGAAUAGGAACUACCUGACCCCAUUCUUUAAGAGUCGCAGUGGUGAUGAUGAAGAAAAUGAUAACAUAGGGGCACGAAUCCGUGGUUCUUGAAAGUUUGUUUCGGGCACGACUAACACUUAUUAUAGAAAGGUAGUAUUGAGAAAGAUCGUACAAGCUGGAGAACUUUGUGAAUACUGUAGGCAUCCGCUCUGGAAUUAGGUGGAUACAAACCGAUCGAGCAUGCAGAAUGGAAGUUUCGACUUCGACUGAAUGAUUACAAUAGUAAUGAAUUCAUUACAUGCCUUCUGCUGCGGAAUUGGAAUGAAUAAAUGAAGUAGAAAAGUUGGGGUUUAAUCAAAUGACUAAGAUGAUGGAAACAAAUUCUUUACAUAGGUUUUGUUAUGGACAGUACCAAUGAUGUGGAAAUUAUAGUUUAAACAUUACCUUUUAUCUCUAUGCUUAUUUAGAAUUUUCGAACUUGUAUGUAAGAUUUGCUCUCGAUCAAAUACAAUCUGUCUACUAAUUUCUCUGG